Peronospora belbahrii is the source of this 1632-nucleotide messenger RNA. The record is from the annotation of a GenBank genome assembly. NCBI's taxonomy places the organism in Eukaryota, Oomycota, Peronosporomycetes, Peronosporales, Peronosporaceae.
AUGUUCGUGGCCCAAAUCCGCUUAGCGGCCGUGGAAAUGACGGAAAGUCGGGCUGGAAUUCUACGACUCAUUGGGGGUGACUCUCUCAAGCCAAGUGAUGUUUGGAUGGAGGAUAAAGUGGAGGAACAGGUGCCCAUGCAUCAACUCGUGCAAGCGCUUAGUUCCUUAUCGAGUGAAGGCUUACGGGCACAUGAGACUACAGAGAACGAAACAGACAGCCAGGACAGUAGUGAUGCUAAUAAUGCUACUGCUGUAUCUGAUGCUGAGGAUAUUUAUGAGCGCUACCGUAAAAUGCUCAAAGUUGGUGUGCCACGACAAACGGUUGAGGAGCGAAUGCGUAUUGAUGGAGUCAACAAUGCGGGCCUUGAUGGAGCCUGUAUGACAGGAGCACUGCACCGUAAGCAGUCUUUUACUCCUGCAACAAUUGGUAUGCUUCCUGUGACAAAGACGAAGCGUCGUAGAUGGCACUGGAUUGAAGUCGCCGAAGCCGACCGAGCCCCGCCUCCAUUGGAAGGAUCCUUAUGGAUGCAGGUUAAUGCAAAGGAAGCACAGCAGCGGCUUACUGCUCCAUCGCAGGCGUACAUUCAAGAACUCUAUGUGCGAGAAAUUCCUCAUGCAAUGGAGAGCUCUAAACGUGCACUAUUACAGAGUAACGCUAGAAUAGCUGCCACAAUGCAGCGUCCUUCUCGACCGGGAAACAAAAUGGAAAAGGUGCAGAUAUUGAAAGGGAACAAAGCUGUGAACCUUGAGCUCGCAGUAAACCGUAUCACAUCUCCAUUCACUGAUGUGGCUAAAGAUAUCAAUAUCCUGACGGCUAUGUAUCUGCAAGACACCGAUGUGAGGACAAUACUGGCAAUGUGGCCUAGUAUGGCUGAGGAAAUAGCUCUCGAAGAGUAUUCGGAUGAUUUUGAAGCUCUGAAACUUAGUGAACAAUUUUUGGUGACAAUCCGUGCUGUUCCUAUGGUCAAGGAAAAGCUUGAAUGCCUUUUGCUGAAACUGGAGCUACCUUCACGAGCUGAGAACCUCAAACAAGCAGCGGGUCUAGUGACCCGAGCAUUGAAUCAACUCUGUUCAAGUACUAAAUUCACCAAAGUGAUGCAGCUACUUCGGGACUUUGGCAAUCUUGCAAAUGAGGAAUUUGUUGAGAAUUACAGAACACGGUUUUCUCUCGAAUCGCUGACUAAGAUGAGUCACACGAAAUCAUUUGACAACAAGAGUUCGAUGCUGGAUGGAUUCUUGCACGUCCUUCAGCUGGAAAACGAUGGCACGUUGUCAAAUUUCUACGAUGAAAUCAAUCUUGUCUUGCAAUGCAAGAGCGUAUCUGUAGACGGAUUGAUAGCCGAGAUGACUCAGCUUCGUGAGGGUUACAAGUUGGUACAAGCAGUUGCUCUUGCAAGCAGUAAUGCCUCCGACGAGAGUGCACAACUUGCACACCAAGCUUUUACUCAAUUUGCCGACGAAGUGGACGAUAAACUACACGGUGUACAGAUAAGUUUGGACACUAUGAACACAAGUAAACACAAGUUUGAAUCAUGGUUUGAAGAGGAUGCAAGGGCACCACUUGAUCAACACCUCAAAGCGAUUGUCCAUUUUGCAUUAGCAGCUAAGGCUAAAAAUGCCGUUCUCAACUAA